Messenger RNA from Suillus subalutaceus, 809 nucleotides. RefSeq lists its product as uncharacterized. The transcript has 6 exons. Lineage: Eukaryota; Fungi; Basidiomycota; Agaricomycetes; Boletales; Suillaceae. The record is from RefSeq and is a predicted model, not a curated record. The coding region runs from base 53 to 751 and encodes 232 amino acids.
CGUGUAUAAAAGUCAAGGUACUUGUAUCAGAGAACACCAUCAAAUUUCAGCCAUGAAAUUCACUUCACUCACCACUAUGAUCAUCACUGCUGCAGCAAUGGCUGGCGUAGUCAUCGCAUCCGGCGACGAGUUGACGAACGUACGAUGUACCCCUACCGCAGUGCAUGGAACAAUUAGCAUGAUACGUGCAGGAGCAAAAAUGCACGAGGAGAGACGACUUCGUGCCUUGGCGAAGGCAACUAUCAAGAUGGUCACUAUUUUACUUUUCCUCUACACGUUCGGGAACCCCAUUGACUACGCGCGGAUCCUGAGGAAAGGCGCCGUGGUCAUGAACAUCUGGAUGUUAUCCUCGAUCAGUCUGGUCACAUAUUGGAAAUUCAGCAAGCAGAACUCACCAGAGGGCAGUGUUUCUGGUCACUUCCUGGAAUUGGGAUCGGCUCUGAAGGCUCGGAGAUCAGGGUCUGAGGUGGGUGGGGGAGGUGCAGAGAACGCCACUGAGGAAGAAGAAAGCACCAAGGAUGAAGAAGAGGAUGAUAAUGAGGGCGGAAUUAGUGUGUCGGCAUUACUGGGGCUAUCACUCCCUCGGUUUGAAGUUGAUGAUACUUCGAGCGCCACCUCUCAAGCUGGUGCCAGUCUAGUACUGCUGGAUAUCAACUAUGAAGAAGAGUCCGAGGCUGUCUUGUCUGUAGUGGCCGUGAAGUCACAUUCAUCAGGAAAUUACCUGGGUGGCACCGUUCAUAUUACUAAUUAGUAAUAGUACUGCGUACCUGUAUUGAACGAUUGAGAAAUGAGCAAGAACGGGCUGCUCG